Molecule: messenger RNA, 1743 nt
Organism: Menidia menidia (Atlantic silverside)
Lineage: Eukaryota; Metazoa; Chordata; Actinopteri; Atheriniformes; Atherinopsidae
Source: the annotation of a GenBank genome assembly
UAAAGUAAAGGGAUAAACAAUUGUUUGUGGAGACACAAUAAAUGGCCAGACUGACAAGUCGAUUAAAGUCAGAAUUUUGAUUUUACUCCAGAGCAUGGAAAAAAGGUAUUUUUUUCUUAAACUUCUCUUUUUCUUCCGUAUCAUUCCUUUUCCGUAUGUAGAUAUGACGUAUCCUUGGUCUUUUCGUCUCGUGUGGUUAUAAAUAAAGUUUUUCUGCUUCUGGCCCCGCCCCGGCUCUCGGCUCCCUCCUUCCUCCUGCUCUCCCUCUGCUCGGCCGGUUACUUUCCCCUGCCACUUUUCGGUCCUGACAAAACCCAGUCCAGAAAGCGACGCAGCGCAGACGAACCCUGGAACAAAAUGGCAUCGGGUGUGACCGUGGACGAUGAGGUCAUCAGGGUGUUCAACGACAUGAAGGUGAGGAAGUCGUCGACCCAGGAUGAGGUGAAGAAGAGGAAGAAGGCCGUGUUGUUCUGCCUGAGCGACAACAAGAAGAAGAUCAUUGUGGAGGAGGGAAAGCAGAUCCAGGUGGGGGACAUCGGAGAAACCGUGGACGACCCCUACGAGUGCUUCGUCAAGCUCCUCCCCCUCAAUGACUGUCGAUACGGGCUCUACGAUGCCACCUAUGAAACCAAGGAAUCCAAGAAGGAGGACCUGGUUUUCAUUUUCUGGGCUCCAGAGAGUGCCCCCCUGAAGAGCAAGAUGAUCUACGCCAGCUCUAAAGAUGCCAUCAAAAAGAAGUUUACAGGUAUAAAACACGAGUGGCAGGUGAACGGGCUGGACGACAUCCAGGACCGCGGCACGCUGGCCGAGAAGCUGGGGGGCAACGUGGUGGUGUCUCUGGAGGGCAAGCCGCUGUGAUGCCGCCGCGGCGAGCUUAGCGGAGUCAAGCCAACUGCCGUGCCAUCAGGACCGAAGCAACCAACCCCACCUGAACACCGCCACUUCACCCAGCAGCUUGCUCUGUCUAUAUCCAUGUCUUGAAGGAGUUAGCGUCUUUAGGCCUCCUCGUUUUCUUUUUGUUUUUGGUUCUUUUGCUUUUUUUGCCCAACAUGAAGAUCUCAUUAACAUGAUUACGUGCAAACACCUCCCAGUUUGUUGCUAUGUGACUUCUGUUCACCUGGCAGAAACAAACUACACUACCAAACCCCAGGAAGGUUGUCUCUCUCUCUCUCUCUUUAUCUCUCACAGCCAGAAUUUUGCCAAAAAAAAUCAAUGAAGGAAGCACCCUCAUGUGUGGGAAGAGAACGCCACAAAGCACUGCCUCCUGCCGCACACGGGUCGCACUCAUGAUGCUUUUUACAUAUGACUUUAUUUAUUAUUCUAAACUGUUGUGUCCUCUACAUACUUUUCAUGCAGGCAGCACAUUGUGUUCGACUAUGCAUUCAGGAGAAGAUUACUAUCCAGCACUUUUUGUUGAAACACUACAGGUUGAGACAGAAAAACCCUCACAUUAAAUUUCUCUGUAUUUAUGUUCCCGAGCUAAGGUUUGUUACCUCACUUUUCAUUCGUACCAUCAUUGUAGCUGUUUGGUCGUCGCCUUACUUUCAGUUUGAAUGUAAUUGUCACAGAAGAGUUAGAGUGCACUUUUAUUUUGUAAAGAAGCACUACAGGAAGCAGAUUUGUCCCCAGCAGUGAGAGAUGACCCCCACAACAACAUCUGGAGCCUUAAAGUGGAACGUUGUUUCUGAGAUCACAGGAAGCCACUUUGCAAUAAAAGCCUGUGGCAGAUCUGAAGCCUCCUUG